UGGUUCGUCUGUGGGUGCUGCUGUCCUGUCUUUCUCACACACCCCCAGGACUUUUGGAUUAUGCCAUGGGAGGUGCCAGCUCGGGAAGCUUAACUCCUGACUUGGUGACCCGUACCGUAGCGUACGCUCUCACCUCUUCCUCUUCGCCUUCCCUUCUUCUUCUCCUUCUUCUUCUUCUUCUUCUUCUCUUCUUCUUCUCUUCCCCCACCCCCCCUCUCCCGUCCCCCCCACCCACCACCCCCCGGCACAAUAAUACACACCUAUCAAUACCUACCUCAAGUACGUCAGACAGCAAGGACGCAUACAAAAGAGCUUUCGUCGAGCAUAUUUUGUUGCCCUAUUACUCUGUACCCUAUCUACUAUUCAACCUCCGAAGCGACACGCUAUCAUCCGUCCCCGACAAGUUCACUCUUCGUCGCGACUCGCUAGCCCCCGAUGUGAGUAACAACCACUACCCUCUACUCAUCCGACGACCGCGACCGCGCUUCGGCAAAAGUCCCCAAAUAAUUUCCCUUGUUGUCGUCGGACUCGAGCUCUCUCUCCUUGCCAUGUUGUUGCUACGUACUGCAGCAGCAGUCUUAUUGGCUUCACAUCAAAGGCCCGUUUGCGCGCGCAUCUGCUGACUCGCUUUCUCGGGUUCUCUUCCAGUACAAAGCAAAUCCCUGUAGCUCAAAGCCUCUCCCGUUUCCCGCCUCCUCCUCGCCCUCGUCCUCGUCCUCCUCUACCGCUACUACUAUAACCACUACAACCACCACCACUACAACC
Messenger RNA from Tricharina praecox, 765 nucleotides. RefSeq lists its product as uncharacterized. The record is from RefSeq and is a predicted model, not a curated record. NCBI's taxonomy places the organism in Eukaryota, Fungi, Ascomycota, Pezizomycetes, Pezizales, Pyronemataceae. The transcript has a single exon. Bases 66 to 623 code for a protein of 185 amino acids.